Exophiala bonariae is the source of this 2013-nucleotide messenger RNA. RefSeq lists its product as uncharacterized. NCBI's taxonomy places the organism in Eukaryota, Fungi, Ascomycota, Eurotiomycetes, Chaetothyriales, Herpotrichiellaceae. Bases 1 to 2013 code for a protein of 670 amino acids. Gene Ontology annotation, biological process: replication-born double-strand break repair via sister chromatid exchange; regulation of DNA repair; negative regulation of transcription by RNA polymerase II. Gene Ontology annotation, molecular function: histone deacetylase activity, NAD-dependent; NAD+ binding. The transcript has 2 exons. The record is from RefSeq and is a predicted model, not a curated record. Gene Ontology annotation, cellular component: mating-type region heterochromatin; nucleus.
AUGGUCCUGCAGGACAUCAGAAGCACAGACGAGCGACAGCUACAGGAGAUCGCCGAUGUUCUCGCAGGUUCGCACAAGGUAAUCGUCGUUACUGGUGCAGGAAUCAGUACAAGCUGCGGCAUACCGGAUUUCCGUUCCAAGGAUGGACUAUACAAUAUUAUUCCAGAGCAAGCUAUGCUACCAACUCCUCCCUCCUCACAGCCUGCUACUCCCACCUUGAAGCGGACCAUUUCCCUGAUAGAAGAGGAGGAUUUCCCCUCAUCGCAAACUUCUACAACAUCAACAUCUUCGCGCCGAUCAUCUGCGAGUCCAUCGUCCAAGUUGAGAGGACAGGAUCUUUUCGACUCUCGAGUGUUUCAGAACGCCGCAUCCACCACCGUCUUCUACCGAUUCAUCGCUUCGCUACGACAAAAGAUCCGCGACGAAGUCAAAGCUACAAGCUCCGUCCACAAGUUUCUCAGAGUCCUUCGUGACGGUGGGAGGUUGAUGCGCUGCUACACACAAAACAUUGAUGGACUAGAGCGACGGGAAGGCUUGGUGACGGAUCUCACGCGUGGAAAGGGAAACAAGCGUCGGUUCAUGAAGAAACACUACGAAGUUCCUCGCCCCAGCCAUGCCCAAGGUACCGACUUCGACGGUGGAUGUGAAGUUGUCCAGCUCCAUGGAGAUCUGGAGAAGCUUCGGUGCACCAUGUGUGCCGCACAUUACGAGUGGACAGAUGAAGAGACGGAGAUCUACCUGGAAGGCGCGGCACCAAACUGUCAGAAAUGCAAGGCAAAAAGUGAAGAUCGAAAAGCGAGUGGAAAACGCGGUUUGGCCAUGGGGUGUCUGCGACCAAACAUUGUCUUGUAUGGAGAGGAUCAUCCGUCUAACAGUCUGCUGACACCUCUGAUUCCAUUCGACGCCAGCUGCCAGCCGGAAGUGAUGAUCAUCAUGGGAACGUCUUUGAAGGUUUUUGGUCUUCAGAAGAUAGUGCGGGAAUUUGCGAAAUCUGUUCAUGCGCAUAAGAACGGGAAGGGUAGGGUGAUAUUUGUCAACAGGACUCGUCCAGCCGAUAGCGUUUGGGAAGGGAUCAUUGACGAUUUCGUUUCCAUGGAUUGCGAUGAUUGGGUUGAAGAUUUGAGAACGCGUCGAUCAGAUUUGUGGCUUCGACAAGGUGAAAUCGACAUGACCAUCAAGAAAGCGUCGCAGCCCAGAAAGAAGAGGAAGUCAGUGGCCGAAGGUGGUGAAGUUGAGAAUAUGCCGACGAAGAAGGCAAGAAUCACGGUGGAGAUUCCUCGAUUGAUUCAUCCCUUGCCCCGAAAGCCUCUUCAAAAAUCCACGCCAAAUUUGUCGACACCCAGCAAGUCUAGAUUCGGUGUGGCUGAUGUAGCAAGGAAGAUGCUAUCCCCACUUGCUCAGGCCAAACGACCACCAAUGUCGCCGCUGACCAGUCCUGUUCGACCAGAUGACGAGGAUGGGAUGUCUAGAGAACGAAGGUUGCUCUCUCCGCGCGUCCAAGUUAAGCGACCAUCCUUUUCACCGCUGACCAGCCCGGUGAAGCCAGAUAACGACGAGGAUACUUGUGGACGACGGAGCCCGGCGCAUAGAAUUACUCCUUUGACACCUAUGUUUUCACCUAUCGCACCCGCGGAUCAUGCAGGCAGCACAUUAAAGAUACAGGUACUCCCAGAUGAAGUGAUGGAAGAUGAGACCAUCAUGAUCGACGAAACACCCACACAAGAGGGGAAAAUAGCCCUUGCAUUGAAGAAGCCCACAAAGACACCAGGACCUCGAAUCUCACCCAAGACGCAGAAAAUGAAAGACGGCCGUCGACUGGGGUUGGGAGCACAGCUUUGGGAAUACAUAACGGACGAGCGCUCAUCAUCACCAUACUCACCAGCAUCCGAACACUUUGAGGGCGAUGUUGAGGGCGAGGGUGAUAUCGAGGACGAUAUGAUCGUCGUCAAUACACCGUCGAGAGGACCCAAAGGACGGAAAAUUGAUGUUUUUUGCCAAAUCAAGGCGCGUUGA